Molecule: messenger RNA, 9805 nt
Organism: Hydractinia symbiolongicarpus
Lineage: Eukaryota; Metazoa; Cnidaria; Hydrozoa; Anthoathecata; Hydractiniidae
Exons: 15
Coding region: 6458-9295 (945 amino acids)
Source: RefSeq, a predicted model, not a curated record
AAAAAUUAAAAACAUUCUUUAUUAUAUGUACAUUAUAAACACAAUUAAAAUAUUAGAAAUCACAAACAAAAAAGAGGACCACAGAAAAAAGAGAAAGCACAUAGCACAAAUGACAUACUCAACUGAUAGGUAUAUAAACAUUCCAAAAAACUCAAAUUUUAAUUCAUACAGAAUAAAACUUUAACUUGGCAGUAGUCCUUUGUGUCAAUUUCUGAACGUAUAUCAAGUUGAAGUUUAUUAUAGUUUAGUGCAGCAUUGAUUUUUGUCGAUUCAAGCUUAACUAUUGGGUCACGAAGAAGGUGGUGAUUGUUCCUUGUCCCGAUGUUGUGACAUAUCACCUUAAAAUACUCUUCAAACAUAGGAACGUCGCCUAUUAAACAUUCAUGCACGGUGGUAAAGAGCUUUCGCAUCUGAUAAUUAUGAAUUGUUGUAUGUGAGUGUCGUGUCGGAUGAUACUAUGUGCUAUCUAGUAACUCGAGCAUAUGCAUUCUGUAUGGCUGGUGGAAGUAAUUUGUAAGUGAACAAUAUGUUGCGUUCGGUACGAUCAUAGCCUGAUAGAUACGCAGUGCUGCGGUAGCUGAUAGAUGAGAUCUAAUUUUACGUAACAUUCGAAGUCUCCCAGAUACUCUCCUGUAUACAGAGUUGAAAUGAUCAACCAUAGUCAGUGGUGGAUCCAGGUUGACUCCUAGAUACUGGUAUCUUUCUGUAUUGUUAAUUUUAUCUGAGCGAUACAUAAUGCUGAUGUUUUGGUUUUGUCUUGUAAGUCGUGAUUGUGUCCCAAAAAGUAUGACCUCUGUUUUUUUCUUGUUUAAGGUUCAAGAUGAGUUCAUUUUCUUCUAACCAGUCAGAUAAAUUCUUUAAGUCUUUGGUGAGUGCAUGUUCGAUUGAAAAUAUAUUGUUGUGAUGAAAGUUAAUGACCGUGGCAUACAUCAUAAUUUCGCAGUUCUCGAGUUGCUUUUCAGUCUCGUUAAAAUAGAGUAAAAAAAGCAGCGGAUCCAGUAUUAAUCCUUGAGGGACACCAUAAAAUACGGGUUGACUCGAAGAUAGGGUGAUGUUGUAGGAAACGUGCUGCCAACGGUUAAACGGUUAAGUAAUCUGUAAAAGAUUGUUUUUUAUGAUCGAGAAUGCCAUAAUUCGGUAGUUUAUUUAGAAUGGCGCUAUGAAUUAUUGUAUCGAAAGCCAUGCUAAGAUCGAUAAAAAAUGGCGCCAGUUAGUUGUGAUUUAUUCAUUGCUUUGUGAAUGUCAUCCAAGAACAAAGUUGCAGCCGUUUCAGUUGAUCUAUGCUUACGGAACCCAAAAUUGCUUUCAUGACAAAAGAUUAUUUGAUUCCAUGUAUUUUGAAAGUUGUUGAUGAAUACAUUUCUCGAUUAUCUGUGGAAAAACAAGCAGAACCCAUUUGCAAUUUCUUUUUAUUUGCGGUCUCGGUUCCGUUUAGCGUUUGAUAUAGUCCUUUUUGCCUUCGCAGGAAAGAGAUUUUUCAAGCAUUUCCAGAAAGUUUCAAACUUGAAAUAUUGUCUUGGAGUUGAUUUUUACAGUAUUCUAUCUCGGCUUUUUUGAUCAGAAUAUUUACGUAGUUUUUCUUCCGUUAAUAGACCGACGUCGCAAUCUUAACCUGACUUUCUUGUUUUUCGUAAUAAAUUGCGUGUUGUAUUGUCCCUAACUCAUCUAGACUGUUUCUGAAUUAUAAUGUUUGUAAUUUCGACUCGUUAAUUUCUUUGAAGCGAAUUUUGUAAAAAAUUUCUUUCUGAUACAGUCAACCGUGUCGUGAUCGCUUAGACUGGAUGAAAGCGUUUUACCAUGUGAAAUGGUGUUUGGAGAAUUUGAUAGUACAACGUCUGUUAAAGUUGCACUAUUUUCGGUUAUUUUCGUUGGUUGUGUAAUUAAUUGUUUGAAACCAAAGGUAGUGAAUAUAUCUUUUAUCUCUUUGUGAUCGAUUCUUAUAAGAAAAACAAUUUAUAUCUCCUAAGAGCCAUAAAAUUUCAAUAUCCUUUUUUCUCUUCUUCUCACAUAUGGAACACCUUGCUUGAUAUAUGCACCCACUCUUUCUUCCAUUCCAGUUGUACGACUCUUAUGCACGAAGUCGAACCCUCGGAUUUCUGUGUCAAACAACUCGUCGUUAGCAACAAAUGUUUCACUCGAGGAGAGAAUGUCGAUUUUUUUAUUUUCAAAUAAAAUAUCUUCAAGGAGAUCUUUCUUCCCACAUAACCCUUUAAUAUUUUGAUGGAGCACAGUAAAACCUUUAGAUUUAACAGAGUCCGCGAUACAUGUAAAAUUAGGGCCAGAUUAAUAUGAAAGCAGUAACAGAUUUCGAAUAUUGAUUUGUUAUAUUUCUACGUCGAGUAGAUAAAUCAUCUUUUUCGAACGAUUCUCUAUCACUGCAAGUUUUGUUAAUACGAUUCGAUGUAGUAAAACGUUGCUUUUCAUAAUUAAAAACAUAUAAGCCAAGUACAAACAAGUAUAACAACAACACGCCCGCGCUCUCCGCCAUCUUGAUAGCUUAGCUUGAUUAUUAUUCUGUAGAAAACCAGAAAAUGUGUCGCAUAUUUAUAUUGCUUAAACUCAGGGACCUAGAAAUAGUUUUGCUCCGGGACAUCGUUUCAAAAUAAACAAUUUAUUUUGGGCGUUUUCCAGGUAGGGAAUUUAGAAAAGAAAUUCAUUUAUACGCCUUUUUUAUGCAAGCAGCAUAAAAUUCAACUCCUUUAAAAACCGAAAUUUGAAAGCAACAUUAACAUUAAACCUCAUCCAAAAGUUAUGUUAGUUAUAUAAUAAUGUGUUUAACGUUUCAAGUAGACCAGAUUUUUUCCAUCAACUUGUCCAACUAGUUUUUCUUCUUUUUAUGCUAAAAAUAUAUAAAUGGGAGAUUGAUUUGAUUUUGAUUUUGCCCUCCAAAUAUUCGAACCUUCUAGAACCAUUAAAAUUUUUAUGAUGUCACUUUUAAAAGUAACUUGAAAAUCAUAUAUUAAAUUUAACGCAUUAAGAACGAUCCGCCGACGUAACUUGAAAAUAUCUAUCUUCGGCAGUACUCUAAGCUGUUACAAAUAAAUAACCAUAAAAAUAAAAUAUAAAAGAAUUUGACCUGAAGUAUUUAAUACUUCUGACCUGCACACAAGCUAUUGCUCCUGCCUAUUUUUAUUUGUAAAUCACAAGAUCAUAAUACUCCCUCCAACCUACUUUUUUGGUGCGAGACAAGAAAACCUUUUUACGCGCCUCUGUGUCAAAGCGCAAAACAUGCUGCGCAAACGUGAAAAUGAGCUAUGCUCCUUGAGAUCAUCCAUCAAAAAGACGUUACCAGUAUAAUUUUUGUACCUUUGUACCUGAAACCUGAAAGCGAAAUUAUAGAAUUUGGAGUAAAAUUGACAAUAUUUUCUUCUUCCUCAGCACCAACCAUACUGGGGUAUCCUUAUAUACUAAAUACUUAUGUACUGUUUUACCCCCCAGCUUUCAAAAUUUUUUCUUCAGGCCUGUUCUCAUGUGAGUGCGUAUGCUGUACGUAGAUCAAAGAAAUUUUUUUGUGCGAAUGUAUCACAAACUUUCUUCUUAGACUUGUUUUCAUUAGCCCAAACAAAGAACCUAUGUUUUCUCUAAAAUUGCAAGUGUGUUUACUUAAAUCUCAGGCUGUAACCCUACUUGGUCCAGGGGAUGGGGACGGAUGCCGAACCCCCUGCCGGGUUUUUUUUAUAACUCUUUUUUGCUAUGCUGUAUGAUCAAUAUGUAAAACUACCCUUUAAAUUUCUUUGAAAUCCCUUUAUAAGGGUAAGGAUGAAAUAUUAUCCUUUUUUACGCGAAUUAUGCAAAAUAUGUUAAAUAACGUCAGAAAUUCGUUCCUGUCGUGACGUAGUAUAAGUGUGCCAAGUUUGAUUGAAUUUAAAGAAAAAGCCUAUCAAAAGUUGUGAAAGGAGGGAGGGGGAGUAGUAUGUUAAAAAACCCUGGACCCAAUAGUUUUAAACAGGGGCACGCAAAGUAAACAUAUAUGGAAAUUCUGAAGUGAAUGAAAUUCUUCAUUUAAUUGACAGGAGAAUUUCAGGAGUAAAAAACACUGCAGAACUUUGUAUUCAGUAAAAUGUUUUUUAAACUAACCGAAGUGCAUUUUUAGUUUUAUCAUAGAAAUAUCAUUAAAAUAUCUCUAUGGUUUGUUUUAUCAUUGUUAAAAUCAUUGUCAAAAUAUUUGAAUAACUUUCUUUUCCCUGAAUGAGGCGAUUAUAAGGCUCAAUACACUAUUUACCUCUAAUAAUGGCCCCAGUAUAGUGCUCAACCGAGGAAUUAGGGUAAAUAAUUUAACCAGUUUUAAUAAGAACGUGUAAGUUUUUACUAAGAAACAACUUAUAAGCUACGUCAAAGACGUAAGUGUGAUGUAUGGCUUUUAAUUAGGGCAGCUUUCAGUUCGUAUAUAUGUUGUCGUGUCAGUGUUUAUUUAGUCGAGCAAGGUUUGACACAUUACACAUUCCUGUAAAAUAAUGUACAACAUUUAGUGUAUAAAUAUUUUUAAAAAGCAGGUUAUAAACAAUAGUCAGAAAAAAUAGUUAAUUUAAAGUCAGAACACGAAAAUGAGUUCAGAAAUCAGAUCAAGAGAGGUGAGUUAUUUAGUUGAUAUAGAACUAAAAAAUUUAAACUAGUGAUUGUAGAGUUUCAGCGAAGAUGAAUGAAAUAGAAGGCAAUGUAUUUGUAUAAGAAGUUAUUUGGUACUAAGAAGAUUAUAGUAACUGUAAAACGCAAACUCGUACCAGUGCCUUUUGUCUCUUUUUUACUAAUAGGAGAGAAAAGGCGCUGGGGACGAGUUUGUGUAAAACAAACAAUACUUGAGUCUUCAAAAAGCUAUCACCCAACCAACGAACGCCUAGUAUUUAUACGAAGAGUGGUUUGCCAUGCUCACAAAAGCUAUUAUAUCAGUUAACGUAUUCGAAAAAUCAAUUCCUUAGUAAAUUUUGAUGGUGAUGUUGAAAAUAUCCGCUUCUUACAAACCGUUGUUUUAUUUAAAUGUAACCAUAAAAUAGUCUAACAAUGAACAUCUUAUCUUAAGCCACAAAAAUCAAGAAAAAAAACUGGAGAAGAGGUAGCAAAAAUCUUUUGCGAGCUCGGAGCCGAUCCUCCUGGAUUUGAAAAAUGUUACAUCGAUGACUACAUUGGUUAUGGAAUUUUUGCGACGAUUAACUUCCAGAAGAAUGAUUUCUUGUUGGAGUACCCUGGUACUUUGCUAACAGAAGAGGAAGGUGAUGAGUUGAUGAAAACUUAUCCAGAUGACAUAGGAUCGUUCCUAUUUUUUUAUAAAAAUAAAUGGUAAGUCACCUACCGUUACUUUUUCUUUCAGACAGAAUAUUUUCUCAAAAAAUAUUUUCUUCAUUUCGAAUAUAAAAUGUGUAAACUUAAACAAGUACGUAAGAUUGUUGAUGUAACAUCUGACUUUUAUGUUAUAGCAUUGAUGCAACACACGAAGAAAGGUUAGGAAAAUACGUCAACGAUUCAAAGUUUCCCAACUCUGCAAUGAAAAGUGUUUUGUUAAAUGGACGCCUGCACUUGUGCUUAUUUGCACUAAAAGACAUUUGCCCUGGUGAGGAGUUGCGAUACUCGUAUGGAGCUAGCGGUCUUUGGUGGAGAAAGGUUUGUGAAUUUCUCUUUAUGUUAAUGCAUCAAGCCUAUGCGUGCCUACAUUGAAUACUGUCUUUUUAUAGGAUAAGAGGUCCAAGGUAAAAUACACUUUAAGUAAACUAAAGGAAAAGAAUAAGAAGGUGAUUAUAUUAUUUAGAUGUGGACGAAAUGUGAUUAAUUUUAAAAUAAUAACCAUUCCACAUUUGACACAACCUUUUAGAAAAACAGUGAUUGUGACGUUGACUUUGCACUGGCAAGAAGUCAAUACAUAAAAGAUGGAUUAACAUUUAUUGAUGUGGAUCCACAGAAUAAGGUACUAUUUGAUAAUUGGGCACUUUAUCUACAUAAUGAAAAUUGGUAUCAUAAGAUUUUGAAUCUUGUUAAAGUAUACGUUCUGCUUAGAUACUCAAAAUAGAUUUACCAAAAAAACUUUUAAACUUAGCUAAUGCCCAAUAUAUGAAAUUUAGUCUUGAAAGUCCAGAAUCUUAAGAAAUUUUAACAAAAUCACAAGGCUGAAAAUAUCUCAAGUUCAUUAUAACACGUAAAAUAGCCCUUAUACUAUGAAUUAUUUUACUUCUGCAGGCUAGAAAACAGAAGACAGUUGACGAUGGCGGGGAGAAUACAGUUGAGAGCGUGAACGAAUUUUCAAAUACAGGUAGAAGACAAGAGACAGUUGACAAAGGCGGGGAAAAUACAGUUGAGAGCGCAAGGGAAUUUUCAAAUACAGUUAGUUUUUAAUAUUUCUAAAUCUAUAUUGAUAUCGCAAUAAUAACACGCUGUUCAUUCCAAAAAUUUGCUCCUGUAGGAUAAAAGACAGGCGACAGGUGAGGGAAGCAUUAACGAUACAACUGAGAGUUCAAAACCAGUUCUAGAUAUGAAAGUGGAAGUAUUGCCAACUCAAGAAUACAAUGCGGCGGAAAUGUUAAAUGAAAUUUUUAAUCCUACCGAUGCUCAGGAAAAGUUUGCUGAUGUCGAUGAAUUAACAUUAGAAGUUAGACGCUUACGUGAUAACCCGCUACCAGAAAUGCCACCUAUGAAACGUGUGAAGCGAAAAGAAAACUGUGAUGAAAAGGAUUUGAACGUCACAGAAAGAUUGUGUCAGUUGAUUCGGAGUGGAAAUGUAGCUGAAGCCAAAAAAACUUUCAAUCUAUGGGAAAAAUCUUUGAGGAGCACUUUUCCACAGAAACGAAAACGAAAAGUGUGCACUUGUCCAGUCUGCUUUCAAGACAAGACUGAUUUAGUGGUUCAUCUUGUUCGAGUACAUCAGAUAACGGAAGAGAAUGCCAAAAGUUAUAAAAGCGGAAUCAGUUCAAAUAACGAGAGAAAAAGAUUAGCCAACGAGCAAAGGAAAACCAAACCUCGAUUUUACCGGAAAAAGAUUUGUCCCAUUCUGGGCUGCUCAAAAGUGGUUGUUCGAAUAGAAAAUCAUUUGAGAGAAACACACAAAAUUAAAGAUAACAAAAAAUUUAAGGCUGCUAUGAAAGAGGCCAUUGCUUUCGAGGAAUUUACACCUAAAAAUGGUUUAAGCGAAGAUAGCGCGACAAGUAGUUGCAGCGAAAGUAGCGAACGGGAAGAGGAAAACAAGAUCAUGAGGAAUGGUGGAAUGAAGUACCUCAAAGUUGCUGAAAAUAUGUCGCCUGUGAAUUCCAAUGAUAGCAGCGAUGAAGAUUGGUUUUCGAGAAAGGUUAGAAAUAUUGCGGAACGUAGGCGAGAAGAAAGAGAGCGUAGAACUAGCGAAAGACAAGAAGAAACUGUUUUGGUUAAGCAUCGAAAAUCUUCUUCCACGAUUUCUAGAGCUCCCUCCAUAGCAAGUGUUGGUCCUUUAUCUGUCGAUUUAGAAGAAACGGAAGAAAUAGAACCUGACUCAGAUUUCCCAAUUUUCAAUGAGACACUAGCUCCUUCCAUAACGACGAUUGAGCCUUUAUCUGUCCGUUUCGAAGAAAAACAAGAACAAGAACCUGUCCGUAGUAAAUUGCCAAUAACAAGCAAAAACGAUUCACUAGAAUGUAGAAUUGAAGAUUUGGAUGGAAGUGAGGAUGAAGAUGAGGAGGAUGAGAAUAUGGAUAUUAUAAUUACACCAUGGAGGAAUGAGUCACAUUUUGACAAAUUUGAAUUGUGGUUGGUUAGCCCUGAUGGUAAGCGAAAAAAUAAACGUGCUGCGAAACAACAUUCCAGACAAGUGCAACUGAUUUUAAAGGACACCAGCCAAGAUUCAUACGAAUUAUCCGUUCUUUUUGACCGCAUGAAGAUCAGGAAUCAAUGGUUACUGAAUUUUGAAAAACGGAGAAAAGCUGGAACUAUAAAAAGUUAUCUCCAUUCCCUAUGUCAUUUUUACAAGUAUAUUUUGUGUGACACACCUGUGCUUUUCAAAGAUUUCGUUAAGGACUGUCCAAGCAUGAUAGUUAUCAUGGAAAACUGGAUUGUGGAGUAUAGAAAGAAGGCCAAAAGCGACAAAUGGAUGAAAGAUUUGGAGCAGUUAGAUCAGCUCAUAACAGCUGAAGAGGUCAACACCUUCGAUAAUUCAACACACGUAUCCAAUUGUCGCAGGAAUAUCAAGGAAGUGUUGGCCACUGGUAAAGUUCCAACAUUCAAGCAAUUUACCUCUGUUCGAGAUUAUAUCUUAACUUAUCUCUGCUUGGAUAACGCGUCAAGGACCGGUGCUUUGGCUAACAUGACAACCAAAGAGUUCAUGACGGGGAAAAUGGAAAAUGGAGUAUAUAUUGUAAGUGUUUUUAACCACAAAACAAUAGCGACGUCGGGACCAGCGACAAUUUGCUUCACUGCAAAUCUAUAUAAAGAAUCAUCGAUAUUCUUUCAACAUUUCCGAAAUAGGCUAGAAGGCCUAGACGACGAAAAAGGUUCUGCCAACAACCCGUUUUUUACCAGCUGGAGCGGAAAUAAAAUGUCUUCUUCAAUGGCCACAGGCCAGUUGAACUCAUUUUGGAAUAAAGCAGUGGGAAGGAGUUUGCUGCGACCACGUCUUAAUGCAACACUAGUCCGCAAGACGUGUGUCACUAAAACUCAUUCUUUGAGGCCAGAGUUGGAGCAACAGUUGGCAAAUUUAAUGUGCCACUCCAAGGCAACAGCCAGACGGUCGUACUUUCUGCAAGAAAAGUCAAAAAGUGCCGCAGAAACAAGUAGGGAGCUGAGAUCUGUCCUACGCCAAACUGAGAAUAACGUUGAUGUGUCUCUAGAGGAUGCCAUUAAAGUGCAUUUUGCAAAGGAGAUAAGUGAUGGUAAAAUCACUCUGACUGUCGUGAAAGAAAAGUCAACAUUACAUCCGAGCUUUUUUAAUCUUACCUCACUACAGCUACGAGAUAAAAUUCGUUAUUUCAUCAUGUCGAAGACGAAGAGACAGAAUAACGAUGAAGUUAGAGAUAAAGAAUUAACAGUGCACGAACCAGAAGCCCCUUUUAACGAUAAUGAAGCUCUGAUCAGCGACAAUACAUCGAUUUCGACGUGUGAAACGACUUCAUCCUUGUUUGGAACUAGAAAAGAUAGGGUGAAGUUUUCCAGCGAAGAUAGCCAAUCAAUUUGGGGAAAAUUUGGAGACCUGAUAACAGGAAGUAAAUUAAUUAAGGAGGCAGAUAUUCGCAGUGCAAGCAAAGCUGACAGAGUUGUGAAAGAUUUGAUCGAAAAAUACGGUGUAACCACAAUAGUGAUGAAAGUUCGCACUGAGAAAAAGAAAUUUGCAAAGGACAAUGCUAGUUAGAACAUUAGUAUAUUUCCCAGCAUGCAUAUAGAAAGUAGCAAUAAAAAAAUAUAAUCAAAAAGUGAAAUUUAUUUUCCCACCAAAUCAAUUCCCACCAACAAAAUGUUUCUGAUCAUUUUCUUAAUUUACCAUCCUCUCAUACACCUCUUUCGUGUAAUACGCUUUCAGAGCUAUUUUUAACUAAUGAAUAUCUAACUGUAUGUUGCAACACGAUAUAUUGUUAUUAAUUUUCAACAUUGUAUUAACAAAUGUUCCCGAUAAUUAUUCCGUUAGAAAUAAUAAUUCAAGUAAACGUUUGUGUUUAUAUGAACAUUUCUGUAAGGAACUUACCUUUUUCCAGCAUUACCAUAUUGUUCUGCCUUAGAAACUACUAUUCACGGCGUCUCUGACUAAAUAAAACACAUUUAACAUUACAGUGUCUAUUAUGGCGUGUAUUAACCAACAUAUCAAACUAUUCUUAGAUACAGUAUAGAGAAAGAUGUUCUCCCACAGGACAUUCGUAGGUAGUAC